AAUCUGCAAAACAAACAAUGUUUCAAGUCCAAGUUGAAAGCCUUUUUUUGCCCUAGCUAACCCCUUUACUCUCUAAUCUUCCUCGAGGCAGUUCUAGUCUCAAGCAACUUUCUUCUCUCUCUGCACAUUUUAAUGUACAGAUGGCAGUGUAAAAAGCAUAAAACUCGAGUGAACAAGUGUUUUUGUUUCAAUUUAACUUGUGUUUUGACUGCUCAAAUUUCAAUUUUCUAGUUUGAUUUGUUCUUCUUUUUUAAGUUAAAAAAUGAAAUAUAUUUUGGUAACUGGUGGUGUCAUUAGUGGGGUUGGCAAAGGAAUAAUUUCAUCAUCAAUCGGGGUGAUUUGUCAGAGCCUAGGCUUAGCCUGCACCGUCAUAAAAAUCGACCCUUAUGUUAACAUUGAUGCCGGUACUUUCUCCCCAUCAGAACAUGGUGAGGUUUAUGUGUUGGACGAUGGUGGUGAAGUUGAUCUGGACCUUGGAAAUUAUGAAAGAUUUUUAGGCUUACGACUGACAUCGGAACACAACAUUACAACAGGAAAAAUUAUUCAAAAAGUUAGUGCCGGCGAAAGAGAUGGUGCAUAUUUAGGACAAACUGUACAGUUUGUGCCUCAUAUUACGGAUGCAAUCCAGAAUUGGGUUACAAGUGUUUCGUGCAAGAAAAUCUUCGAUGAUUAUCAACAAGAAAUAGAUCCACAAGUGUGUGUAAUUGAACUUGGAGGUACAAUUGGUGACAUCGAAUCAAUGGCUUUCAUAGAAGCCUUCCGGCAAUUUCAGUUGAAAGUUGGACCACAAAAUUUUUUAUGUGUUCACGUUUCUUUAAUAAUUGAAUUUCAUAAUGAACAGAAGACCAAGGCAACACAAAGAUCAGUUGGAUCUCUGCGAUCUUAUGGUCUUGUUCCAGAUUUGCUGAUCUGUAGAUCUCAUAAUGUUUUAGCUCCAGCUACCCACUCUAAAGUAGCAGCUGCCUGCACUUUAACGAAUGAAAAAGUUAUUUCAGUGCCUGAUAUGGCUUUAUAUCGUGUUCCUCUGCACUUGGUAGAGCAAGGAAUUCUCGAUAUUCUAAUAAACAAAUUCAACUUGGAUAAAAAUAUUAAAAUAGAUCUCUCCCGAUGGAACAAAUUGCUGAAGGCCAGUGAGACAAACCAUUUAAAUUUAAAAAUUGCCUUAGUUGGGAAGUACACCAAAUCAAAUGAUGCAUAUGCAUCAGUGCUCAAAGCAACUGAGCACGCAGCCACAUCUUUAGGUGCCAAAAUAAAAUGGAUUUUCAUUGAAAGUUCAAAUUUACAAGAAGAUCAAAAAGAAAAUGAUAUUGAUUUAUUCAAUACUGCAUGGGAUAACUUGAAGGAAGCCAGUGGAAUCAUUAUUCCUGGUGGUUUUGACCAAAGAGGAGUUUAUGGAAAAAUUUCUGCCAUAAAAUAUUGCCGAGAAAAUAAAAUCCCCUGUCUGGGCAUUUGUUUGGGUUUUCAGUUACAAGCAGUCGAAUUUGCUCGAAAUGUACUUGCACUUAACGAUGCAAAUUCAAUUGAAUUUGAUCCAAAAACUAUAAAUCCAAUUAUUAUAGAUAUGCCUGAGCAUAAUAUGGGUCGGAUGGGUGCAACAAUGCGACUUGGGUUAAAGAAAACAACAUUUGUCGUCAAAACAUCGAUUCUGAAAAGUUUAUAUAACAAAGAAAUAAUUGAAGAGAGACAUCGUCAUCGAUACGAAGUCAACCCUGAUUUCGUAUCUCGGCUCGAGGAUGCUGGUAUGAUUUUUGUAGGGCGAAGUCCCGAUGAUAAAAGGAUGGAAAUUUCAGAACUGAAAGACCAUCCUUAUUUUGUUGGUGUACAAUUUCACCCUGAAUUUUUGUCUAGACCGUCUAAGCCAUCUCCAGCUUUUGUUGGUUUGAUCGAUAGUGCAAUCAAAUUCAUAAAAAAUUGAAAUAAAUUAUUGAAAGAUCCAUUUUCAUCUCAUCAACAUGAUAUUUAAAAUUCGAACAAACUUGUUGAAAAGAUUUGUGGCAUCACAAGGAAGAGAAGCUCCAUCAGAUCGUGAUAUAUGAUGGGAAAUGUCUGUCUUGGCUUUUGUUUGCAUCCAAUUAUAUUGCUUAUUAAACAAAAUAAUUUAUACCCUC
Tetranychus urticae (two-spotted spider mite) is the source of this 2108-nucleotide messenger RNA. RefSeq names its product CTP synthase (gene Ctps). NCBI's taxonomy places the organism in Eukaryota, Metazoa, Arthropoda, Arachnida, Trombidiformes, Tetranychidae. Gene Ontology annotation, cellular component: cytoophidium; cytoplasm. Gene Ontology annotation, molecular function: identical protein binding; CTP synthase activity. The record is from RefSeq and is a predicted model, not a curated record. Gene Ontology annotation, biological process: CTP biosynthetic process; pyrimidine nucleobase biosynthetic process.